AUGAGUCUACAGGCUCAAAGAUACUCAUACGAGGAUCUAUCCAAAGAUUUAUCCGGUUCACCCCAAUCAAAUGAUAUAGCAUACCAAACCCAAAAUCAUCAUGGAUCUCACCACGACCAAAAGGACGCCACUAAAGUUGAAGAUAUCGAUUUUUCAGCAUAUGAUUAUACUCCUGAAGAAAAUAGAUCUUUAGUAAGAAAGCUAGAUUUACAUAUCUUGCCUUACAUUUGGGCUGGUUACUUGUUUAAUGCUCUUGACAGGAAUAAUUUAUCCAAUGCAAAAUCAGAUGGUAUGACCAAUGAUCUUCAUUUUCCUAAUGAAGGUUACGGAAUAAUGAUUUCAAUCAACAAUAUUCCCUGGGUUUUAUUUGUAAUUCCUAUGGUCAUGCUGUCGAGAAAAGUCGGUCCCAAAUAUACGAUUCCAGGUUACAUGAUUGCUUGGGGUUCAAUGGUGAUGAUCAAUUGUGCUGUAAAAAAUUUCGCUGGCACUUUGGUGACAAGAUUCCUUCUCGGUGUAUUCGAAGCUGGAUUUGCACCAACCUUGAUCUACUACCUUACUGGUUUCUACACUAGAGAUGAACUUGCCAAACGAAUUGGAGUCUUCUACUCCUGUAAUGCUCUUUCUGGCGCCUUCUCAGGUCUCAUCGCGUACGGGGUUUUCCAAAUGGAUUCGAAAUUGCACGGUUGGCAAAUCCUUUUCUUGAUUGAAGGUGCUUUCACGAUAGCGUUUGCUAUCUUAUCUGGAAUCAUGUUACCUCGUUCGGCAUCAGCAGCACCAUUUCUCACCUCAAGAGAAAAAGAAGUCGCAAGGUUGAGGGUCUUGAAGGAUAGUUCAGGUACAACCGAUACCGCAUUCAAUUCCGCUUCCUUCUUUUCACCUUUGAAAGACUGGAGGUUAUAUGUUUUCGCUUCAAUCGCCACUUUGUACUCGACAGCUUCUAGUGUAGCAGGAAGUUUCUUAACUCAGAUUGUUGGUCGAUUCGGUUACUCAGUUGUGAAAACAAAUCUUUACACAGUUGCCCCAUUCAUCUUUGGUACCUUCAUGAUGUUGGCCACUGCAACUUCAUCUGAUCGAUUUAGAGAAAGGGGUUUCCACUUGGUUUCCGCCUUAACUUUGGUGUUCGUUGGUUGUGUAAUCUUGGUUGCUAUACCAAUCCAGAAUCACGCAGUUGGUUACUUCGCCGUAUUCUUGAUUACAGGUGGUGCUCAAACACCAUCAGUGAUUUUCCACUCUUGGCACCAAUCUAAUGACGCAUCGGAAGAUGGUCGAGCGUUCAAGGUGGCCUUUCUUUCUACUUUCGCCAAUUCAGGAGGAUUCGUGUCGGCCAAUAUCUUCCUUGAUAAGUGGUCACCAGGGUAUAAGAUUCCUCUAGCCAUCGUCGCCGCUAUCAACGGAACAGGUAUCAUUGUCGUCACCUCUUUCAGAUUGUAUAUGGCUUACGAGAACAGAAAAAGAAAUAAGGCUCAAGGCGUCAAUUGGACUUCCGUCGAUGUACCAACAGAGGCUCUUAGAGCAGGUCCGAAAAACCCUCUUUUCCGUUACUUCCUCUAG
This is a messenger RNA of Kwoniella shivajii, 1551 nucleotides long. RefSeq lists its product as uncharacterized. Gene Ontology annotation, molecular function: transmembrane transporter activity. The transcript is spliced from 8 exons. Gene Ontology annotation, cellular component: membrane. Lineage: Eukaryota; Fungi; Basidiomycota; Tremellomycetes; Tremellales; Cryptococcaceae. The record is from RefSeq and is a predicted model, not a curated record. The coding region runs from base 1 to 1551 and encodes 516 amino acids. Gene Ontology annotation, biological process: transmembrane transport.